Messenger RNA from Aspergillus heteromorphus CBS 117.55, 992 nucleotides. RefSeq lists its product as uncharacterized. The transcript has a single exon. NCBI's taxonomy places the organism in Eukaryota, Fungi, Ascomycota, Eurotiomycetes, Eurotiales, Aspergillaceae. The record is from RefSeq and is a predicted model, not a curated record. Bases 283 to 834 code for a protein of 183 amino acids.
CUGUCUGCACUAUAUGUAUGAUAUAACGAACUCCUCUAAAAGCAUAUAGAUUUAUCUAAUCCGUGGUUGUUGCUGAUGUGGCGCCUUGUAAAUAACUGGUCGUUUAAGGUUUAAGAAUGGAUGGAACUCUUAUCAUUUGGCGAAAGACAUCGGAUGGCGUACAUCAAUAUCCCGCCAUCCCCUGUAUCACGAUCAGCGGGAUUCUCAUUAACACGAACGAUUAUCGAUCAUCGCGAUUUCUCCCGCGAUGAUGUAUUCAGCCAUCGAUAAGAUACGUCGCACAUGGCGGUUAGGAUUCUGCUGAAACGUUCCCCAAGGCAAGAUGUUCAAGGCACGGGGGCGCGUCGAAUGAUAUCAUUCUGUGCCGGCAGGAAAUCGAAACCACGCUACUCCAAUAACCAUGAUGGGUGGACCGGCAUUUGUCCGGCCCCCUGCAGCCUUUGGAUUCGCAGGGUGAGCCGUAGGGCUGGGUGGCGGCCCACCAGAUCCAUGCUGCAUUCCAUCCAUACCCCUAUUCCCUCGCUGGUACUAGGGCGCCUCCGUAGUCUGAUAUCGAUUCUUUUUCUUUGUUUGGGGCCUCCGGUAGUGUGGUACGAAGUGUUGGGGACCAGGUACUUCGUCCCACGUUCCACUCAACCGUGCAGAAAUAGAAAUAGAAGUACUAUAGUGAUAGCAGUCGAAGCUGAAGCCCAGGCCGACCGGGCCUUCGUUUUGGCUCGCCAAGAACUCAGUUCAGGCAACAGAAUAACACCCGGACAAAGGGAAGGCGGAAAGGCAAACCAAAAGCGCCUGAAGGGCAAGGGCGCAAGGCGAGAGCGCCCAAGAUUGGGUUGAACGAGAAGCCGGCGCGAAAUACCCUUACUUAGUGAAUGCUCAGUUGUGUAACUGACCGAACUGAACCUGCACCGCCUCGGUGACAGCAUACUACUACUUAGUUAGGCGGCAUGAUUCGCGAUCAUCCGUUUUUGUCGGCCACCAGCCACGAACCGGAG